Actinia tenebrosa (Australian red waratah sea anemone) is the source of this 3491-nucleotide messenger RNA. Its product is annotated as phospholipase DDHD1. Gene Ontology annotation, molecular function: glycerophospholipase activity; metal ion binding. The record is from RefSeq and is a predicted model, not a curated record. Gene Ontology annotation, cellular component: cytoplasm. Lineage: Eukaryota; Metazoa; Cnidaria; Anthozoa; Actiniaria; Actiniidae.
GGGUUGUCGGGUUAUUUUCAAAAUGGCGGAUGCAUGACGAGAGAUCAUGAAAAUAGCAACGUAACUUCAAGGAUCAUCACGAUCUCAAAUUGUUUAUUUUUACUUCAGUUUUAGUAUUUAUUUUGUAAAUACGUUGGUCUUUGUUCCAAAGCUGUUUUCGUUUGCAGCCUUGGGUUUGAGUCAUAAGAGUUAAAAGAAGCUGUUUAGUUUUUAAAAACAAGAAGCUUGUAUUUCGCGAUGGAAGAUAAUGCUGAUGAACCAAGUGAGACAUCACAAGAGUCGUCUCCUUCAAGUCCUCCGGCUAGACCUUCAAGACCACCGCGACCUCCUCCACCAGACAUCAAAAGGAACCCCAGCAUUGCUCAACAUCUUGAUGCACUCCAAAAACUACGACCCGAGAGGAUUCGUUGGUUUUUCAAAGAGGAAGACAACAAAAGAUGGACUCCUUUUAAUGGCAGAGAUUCACUUUCAAUUGAGGAAACAUUUCGCAAAAUAAAGGAGCUAGAAACGUCCAGUCCCAAAGCAGACCCUGAUAAACCUCUGAAUACUACAAUGCUGUAUGAUUUCCCCAUUGUUAAAGGAGGUCUAUACGAGGUGGAUGUUGUGGCUAGACAGUGUAGUCCUAUAUACUGGAAAGAAAAGGGAAUGGCAGUGUGCCGUGGUACAUGGUUUAUUGGUACACCAGGAUCACCAAAUCUGUGGCAGCCGGUCAGUGAGGAAGAUGCUGAUCAAAUAGAGAAUUCACAUCAGUCACUAUGGAGGGCAAUGGGGCUUCAUGUUGGACCAACACAAGAUGAACCUGACAAGUCUAAAUUAGGAGAUGCACUAGGUCGCUUGAACUUGAAAGGCUAUUACGUUGAAUGGAAGGAAAUCAAUGAUGUUUGGCUGUAUUGGGAUGAUAUCAAGUCAAGAAUCAUAAGAGGUGUUGGCACUAAGAUUGGAUUAUCCUCAGGGGUUUCCGCAAGCCCUCUUCAUCGUGGCUAUCAUACAGAUGCUAUAGUCAAAGAUGGUCCCUGUGACAUCACACACCUAGUGUUCGUGAUUCAUGGGAUUGGUCAGUUGUUGCAUAUGAGCAAUAUAGUCAGAAAUGCCAAGGAUUUACGUACGUCUGUUAGUAAAGUAUUAGAGAAAAAGAUCCCUGGAUUUCCUGAAGAUCAGCGCAUCGAGUUUCUGCCAGUUGAAUGGAGAUCGUCUUUGAAACUGGAUGAAGGUACGAUUGAAAGCAUCACGCCGAAGACUGUGACUGGUAUUCGAAACGUGUUGAAUACAAGCAUGAUGGAUAUCAUGUACUACACUAGUCCCUUCUAUAGAUAUGAGAUUAUCAAUGGAGUAAGAGACGAGAUGAACCGCAUCUAUGACGCCUUCUGUUCACGCAAUCCUUCGUUCAUAGAAAACCGUUGUAAAGUCUCGAUCAUAGCUCACUCUCUGGGCAGUGUAAUCACCUACGAUAUCCUCUCAUUAUGGGACGUAGAGUUAAGACAUGCGAGUGAAGACGAACUCGGAAGAACUGGAUUUUUAACCGAGAGCUUCACGUUCCUGCGAAACCUGGCUGGGACUUCCGAAGAGGAAAGUAAUAAUUUCAACGAAGAUGCGAAGAAGAAGGCAAAGCUUACUAAACCGAAAGAAAAUAUACGAGUUGAGCUGUCAAAGGCUCGCAACACUGUCAUGGAACUGGAAGCCAUGUUAAAGACUGAGUUGGAGUUUGAGAAAGCAAUUGAAACAGCGACAGGCGAAUUUUGUCCUUAUGCGUUGAAAUUCAAGGUAGAAAAUCUAUUCUGCAUCGGCUCCCCGCUCCCUGUGUUUCUGACUUUACGUGGUAUUCGCCCUCAAGAUGACGUAGAAGAUCACGUGUUUCCCAAGGCUGUAUGUAAAAAAAUGUUCAACAUCUACCAUCCAGCAGAUCCUGUCGCUUACCGACUCGAGCCCCUUAUCAGCGAAGACUACACAUCUAUUCCACCCAUUCAACUGCAUCGCUUCGAUCAUGCCAAGUCUGGCUAUGCCGAGGAGAAAAAAAUUCCCUCCGAGAAAUCAGGCUGGAGCUUGUUUAAUUACCGAGUAGGGUACAACAAACACAAAGAGAAUAAAGAAGAGGAUAUGUCCAGGUCAAACUCGAUAAGCGACGACAGCGAAAGCCAAGAGGAUGAAUUAGUGAUUGUCGACCAUGCUGCUGCGAUCGAACAGGAAAAACAAGAAAAACCGGAAAAACAAGAAAAACAGGAGCAAAUGAAAGCUGCAGCCAGUAAAGAGAAAGGUGUAAACGAGAAGAAAAGUGGUUGGAUGUCGAGUUGGUUCGGGUCACCGAGAAAAACGGCCAAGUCGACAGAAGAUGUACACGAAGCAGCGCGUACUGAAGCUGACGGAGCUGCUGCACCAGAUGAUUCACCAAAGAAAAUCAAAGGCGAACAUGUUGUCGUACCUGGAAGAGUACUGAAUGACCGUCUAGACUACGUGUUAAGAGAGGGCUAUAUGGAAAAUAACUAUAUAUCAGCCGUUACGUCUCACAUCGCGUACUGGGGUUCAUGUGACGUAGCUCGGUUUGUUCUCGAGAAGACUUUGAUUCUGAGCACCAGCGAAAAAAACAAAUAACCAGACCAAGCAAACAUCCUCUCCUUUUUUUGUCCUUCCUUUCCUUGUCUGAAUGUCACUUCCUUUUUAUUCAAUACUUUCAUUCUUUCUUCCUACCAUCCUCUAAUCCUUCCUACCUUUCUUCCUUCCUAAUAAUUUCAAUCCCGCUCCUAAUCAAUCCUCAAAGUUUUCCUCUCAAUGUUUUGAUACAACGGUACUCCAACGGGGACCACCUUGAUCAACUAGUAUCAUUAGCCAACCAUAUUGCGACAUUCAAUUCGAUAUUUUAACCAGCCAAUCAGAAAACUCAUCAAUAUAAUAAGAGCGUGAGAACGUGGGAAUCUGAUUGGCUAACGCUGUGUACUGUUAUUUGAUUGGUCGGUUUUAUUCAAGUGGUCCCGGUUAGUGGUCAGCACAGUAAUAGUACAUUAGCAUUAGUAUGGCGUCAUUACUACAACUACCAGAAUCCUUUGCACACUUAAUUUCUUUUGUUUAGUUAAUUAGCACCAAUGGUCGUACUAUUUUCAUGAGAGAGAAAAAUUAAAUAAGAAAGAAAAAUCUGGAAAGCAAUUUGAUAGUCGUAAAUAACUCCUUCAUGCAAACGGUGUUUCUAUUACACUGUAACAACCAACUGCACAAUGAAAAUUCCACAAAGAAGAAUAUAUUACAUUUAUAAUAUUAAUAAUAAACUCUUUAUUUAACGAUUUAUUUUUAAUAAAUAAACAACAAAAAGCACUACUUUCAUAUAAUUUAAAUAAAUAUAUAUUUGUAUUCUUGGACAUAUUUGCAUAAGAAAACCUGCCUAAAAUAUGAAAUCACGAGAUUGGGAAAUACUGUACUUGGAUUUGGGUCAAUGUGUGAAAUUCCAUCAAAUAUACUAAAUAAGGAUAAUAAUCGAUAAUAAUAAUAAUAAAUAGUAAAAAUAA